GUGGCUGUAAAGAAAGUGAGUCUAGGAAAACAGCCCGAAAAGGAACUAAUUCUCAAUGAGCUCCUAGUUGUAAUGAACAAUAAACAUCCCAAUAUUGUUAACUAUUUAGAYAGUUACCUUGUUGGGGAUAAACUAUGGAUAAUUAUGGAAUACAUGGAUGGAGGACCUUUGAGCAGGGUCAUUAAAGAAGUCCGUUUGGCUGAAGGAGAAAUGGCAGCCAUCUGCCGAGAGUGUCUGCAAGCACUAAAUUCCCUUCACUCCAACUUCGUGAUUCAUAGAGAUAUAAAAAGUGAAAACAUUCUACUCGGAAUGGAUGGAUCUGUCAAACUGGCUGAUUUUGGCCUCUGUGCUCAGAUGAGCUCCGAGCARAGCAAGCAGAGCACAAUGGUUGGGACAGCUCACUGGAUGGCACCAGAAUAUGUAAACAAGGAUGAAUAUGGAACCAAAGUAGAUAUUUGGUCCCUUGGYAUUGUAGUGAUAGAAAUGCUGCAAGGACAACCUCCUUAUUCAGCGGAGAUUCCUCUCAAGGCCCUGGAUCUCAUAGCUAAGAGAGGGAUACCAAARCUGGAGAACAUCGAGCAACUGUCCACUAUGUUCCAGGACUUUCUGGGCUGCUGCUUGCAGAUGGAUGAGGACAUUCGAUGGUCUGCUGAGCAACUUCUGCAGCAUCCAUUUUUACUMUCAGCCAAGCCUCUCUCCAGCCUCACGUCUCUGAUCAUUGAAGCAAGACAGCUGAGGGAGGAAAGGAGAUGUGACAAUGAUGGAACUGCUUUGUCCAGUGUCAGUGAUGGAGGAGGGCUCAGCGUGCCUCUGCUGCCAGCCCGGUCCACCCUGGGAUCCCGGACGGAAUGGAGCCGUGAGGCCCCUCCCUCGGCGGGACCGCCCGAGGAGCAGCAGGAGACGCAGAGGGGAUGUUCGAGGAAAAGCCUCCGAAGCCACAAACUGAGCCAGCAGAAACUGCGACACUGUAACUCUGCUCCAGGUAGCAAGCGAGGGCUCCCACAGCGAGAAGCAGAGAGAGAGAGGGAGGAAAACGCAGCUCGAGCAGCCAGACCGCGUGGCAGCGCUGGCAGUUAA
This is a messenger RNA of Malurus melanocephalus (red-backed fairy wren), 1077 nucleotides long. RefSeq names its product serine/threonine-protein kinase PAK 3-like. NCBI's taxonomy places the organism in Eukaryota, Metazoa, Chordata, Aves, Passeriformes, Maluridae. Gene Ontology annotation, molecular function: protein serine/threonine kinase activity; ATP binding. Gene Ontology annotation, cellular component: cytoplasm. Gene Ontology annotation, biological process: regulation of axonogenesis; regulation of MAPK cascade; intracellular signal transduction. The transcript has 7 exons. The record is from RefSeq and is a predicted model, not a curated record. The annotation marks the transcript as partial.